Molecule: messenger RNA, 568 nt
Organism: Botrytis fragariae
Lineage: Eukaryota; Fungi; Ascomycota; Leotiomycetes; Helotiales; Sclerotiniaceae
Product: putative 60s ribosomal protein l36 protein
Exons: 4
Coding region: 35-355 (106 amino acids)
Biological process (GO): cytoplasmic translation
Cellular component (GO): ribosome; cytosolic large ribosomal subunit
Molecular function (GO): structural constituent of ribosome
Source: RefSeq, a predicted model, not a curated record
CGACAACACGACAAUCCCAACGCCAACAUCUACAAUGGCCGCCGAAAAGCAAGCUCGUACCGGCCUCGCCGUCGGUCUCAACAAAGGACACAAAACCGAGGCUCGUGUCUCCAAGCCCAAGGUUAGCAGAACCAAGGGUCACUUGAGCAAGCGCACUGCGUUUGUCAGAGAUAUCGUCAAGGAGGUUUCUGGUCUCGCACCAUACGAGCGCAGAGUCAUCGAAUUGCUCCGUAACAGCAAGGACAAGCGUGCCCGUAAGCUCGCAAAGAAGAGGCUCGGUACUUUCGGACGUGCUAAGGCCAAGGUCGACGAGCUCCAAGGUGUCAUUGCCGAGUCCCGCAGAGCCGGUCACUAAAUUCCCAACCUCAUAUUCUCUCACCACGAAGAAAUCACAUCUCAUCUCUCCAAUACAAUGGAUUGAUAUAUGGGUUUAUGAUGGAUCUCCACAUUUACACAAGUCAAGCAUAUGGGAAUUGGAGCUGUAACAAUGAAGAAUUUUACGAGUUACUAUGAUUCUGGGAAUUGGGAUCUGAAGUUGCUAUUAUCAAUAGCAUUCAUGAAGAUUUCA